GUGCAGAAUGAAGACAUUUUUCUAUCCAUCUGCUUAACUGACCACCCUCCAAAGAUGUCUGGCCAAGAUGUCCCCAGCCAAUUAUGUCGAGAGGCCAACCAACAUCUUACCCAAGAAGAAUUCUCAUUGGCCGCUGCGUUCUUUAUGGCAGCAUUUAGCUGUAAUGCGCCCAUUGCUCUUCAGAGAGUCAAGUCUCUGGAUGAUGAACAGCACCAGGAAAUGAUCAAUACUCUGGAGAAAUGGUGCUUAGGGGAUGCUGAAAUACCAAAAAUAAAGUGUGAUGGCAUGGCCAUUGUAUCACUCAAUCCUGGGAUUGCGGCGGUGUUCCUUUCUACGAUCUGCCCAAACAAUAUUGCGUCCUCUUUGUUUAAAAUGGGCACGUUCCUUAGAACGGGUCGCUACGAAGAUGUGGUGAGCAGGUGCAACUCGUUACUGAACACCCACCCCCAGCAUUCCUCCAAACUUUUGUUGACCCGAGGUCUGGCGUGGAUUUUGUCUCAAACCUACUCAAGAAACGGGGUUGUUGAUUACAUUCAAGUGUUCACCAAGUACAAGGACGAGGCCAGGCAAUAUAUCUGCACAAAGCAAAGAGAAUAUUUGCCUCAAGUCAUUCGUGCUUUCCAUGACUACAUUUCCUCUUAUGAAAACAAUAACACGGAAGGAAAUAUUAAAGUUGUGCUCCAUGAUUGUUACAGUUUUCUGGCCGCGUUGGCUCCCGAUGACCUCCAGAUAUGUAAGACUCAAGCAGCUUACUUAUUUGAGGAAUGUAAAUUUGAAGAAUGUAUAGCCGUGUAUUCUAGAGCCAUCGAGGCCUUGUCUUUAGAAACCAAGAUCAAAGAGGAGAAGAUAUCUUGUCUUCUGGUAGAUCGGGCUGCAGCCUACUAUUCUUUGGGUUGUAGGACAAAAGAAAUGGUACAGGACUUGGCCCAGGCCUUCAGGGUCAGCCCAGCUCAUGCCAGGAAAAGGUUCACAGAGAUCUUUUCCAGUGCAGAUGUUGCAAGGGUGAUGGAGCGUUCCAAGGCUUGUAUUGAAAUGGAAUUUGGAGACUUCCGAGAAGCUGUUCGCGCUCAUACAGAGCUCAGAUCUGACAUUGGUACGGACCUCCUUCUACCGAUCAUGCAAGCUUUGCAGUUUUUAAUUCAGUGCUGCCCAGAGAGCAGGCGUGAAAUGAACAUCCGUUUGGCAGACUGCAAACUUUUAGCCGGGGACUUCCGAACCUGCUUGGACAUCUGCAACCAGCUGAUUAACUCCGAGAAGAAGACCUAUCAGAACACCUUAUACGUUCUACGAGGCUUUUGUCUCUUCCACCUCAAUGAACACCAGCAGGCCUUGAAGGACUUUCAGAAUAUUAUAGAGGAUGAGUCACCUCAUCCGUCCAGUUGCAUCAAAGCUCUUUGCGGGAGAGGACUGGUCCGAAUGGUAAGUGGUAGCACGUAUCUGACCGCCCUAGACUACAUUACAGCCUGCAAACUUAAACUGGAUGAGACUUUCCUUACCACUAAAACCUAUGUGCCAUGGAACCAAAGAGGUCUUCUCUAUAAAGUGUUGCAGGAAGAAGGUGAGAAGGUGCUACAAAAGAAGCCCUCCGGUGACUCCGGUCGUAACCUCAGUAGGAAAAAGACAGGAGAGAAAGAUGGAGCUUCAUCCAAGGAAUGUGAUGUUUCGGGUGUCCACCAGCUGGCCAUGCUCCUGAUGAUGCUGGACCCCACGGACGACCUGUGCCGCAUCCUAUGUACCGAUGCUCUCUAUCAGAUGGACCGCAUAGAAGAAGCCCAUAAGAUGCUCUCUUUGGCCCUCAACAGCAGCUCUCAGAGGUCCCCUGUUCUUGCCAGAUUAGCUCUGCUGCAGCUGAAAAAGGGCUUCAUAUACGACGGGAACCAGCUCAUCAAGAAAGUUAUACAGCUGGGUGACACUUCCUGCCUUUUGCCCAUCAUGGAUAUUUUCAUAGAAGAGGACCGCAGACUGAUGCGGAGUCACUGCCACGCCAAGGGCAUGUCCAUACUACAAAGCAGGCAGGGGGAGGAUUACCUAAAGGAGGCCGUGGCCUAUUUAUCGUUCGCUAUUAUAGCAUCAGGAGGCCAUGCCAAGGACUCGCUGCUGGCCAGAGGCAGAUGUUACGGGCAGCUGGGACAGAAGAAGACGGCGAUAUUCGAUUUCAACACCAUGCUGAAGGAGGAACCCGACAAUGUGGAAGCUCUGUGUGCAAAAGGAUUCAUGCAGAUGUCUAUGAACCAGCAGAAGGAAGCGGUGGGUUGCGUCACGCUGGCGCUCCGAUCGGACGCGGCCUACGUCGCACGAGAGAUGUGCGCUUUGAAGCCAGAGGCUCAGCUCCUGAUCACUGAUUGGCUGCACGACCACUGCAGGACGUCGUUAGAAGAAACGCUGAACGCCGAUAAGAGUUUUCAGGACGACCCAGCGGGCCGAGACCUGGAGCUGAUCACCACGGCGCUGAUCCAUAUGGAGGACGCACAGGCCAAGAGCCAUCUCUUAUACAUCGACAUGCUCAUUGCGAAGGGGAAUCACGAGGAGGCUUUCACCCACCUGAAGAAGUCUUUCACCAACAGCGCCAUCGAUGAAUCCGCCAAGGCGCGAUACGGCAUUCUCCACGUCAAGUGUCGCAAUGUCCUCGCCGCGGCUCAGGAACUCUCGACGCUGGCUGGGAAGAACCCCAAAGAACUGGAGAGUCUGGUGAAGUUCCUGGACAAGAGGCAACGACAAAGCCUGUCACAGAUUGCUGGACAAGAAGGCAAUUCACUUCUCCAGGAGAACCGUCAUGAGAAAGCUCUAGAAUAUUUCUCCCUGGCCGUCAUCGCCAGCAACAACAACCCCAAGUACCUCCGUCUCCGAGCCUCGUGCCUCACCCACCUGGGAAAUUAUAAUGGCGCAGUGAGCGACAUGGACAUGGCCAUCCAGCGGCACAGCGCUAACGACCUAAGGACUCAAGUAGAGGACUUCUGUUUUAAGGGCCACGUGCUGCUGCUGGAAGGGGAGGAGGAGGCCUCGUGCCGACAGUAUGUGAAGGCCGUGAGCCUGGACAGCACGUUUGCAUUGGCUGCCAUUAGCGAUUCUCCAGGAAGGACGAGGCUGGUGCAGAUAUUCAGCCAUACGGCACAUAAAUACUUUGAGCAGAAACUGUUUGAAGAGUCCUGGAAGUUCACGGAAUGCGGACUGAUUAUUGAUGAAAACAGCCAAGAACUCAGGAAAUUAAAGGCCAGGAUUAAGCGGGAAGCCUCUGGAUGUAUCAUGCAUUGAUUA
Molecule: messenger RNA, 3255 nt
Organism: Nanorana parkeri
Lineage: Eukaryota; Metazoa; Chordata; Amphibia; Anura; Dicroglossidae
Gene: TTC34
Product: tetratricopeptide repeat domain 34
Exons: 7
Coding region: 55-3252 (1065 amino acids)
Molecular function (GO): protein binding
Source: RefSeq, a predicted model, not a curated record